AUGGGUGAGCCUGUGCCGGACGACAAGUCCUUGGAGCUGAACGCCCAUUCUCGCUUCAUCAUUGGCUCCGUGUCUGAGGACAACUCCGAGGACGAGACGAGCUCGUUGGUGAAAAUCGACCUGCUGGAGGACAAAGAGCGGUCCUUGUCGCCGGUCUCCGUCAGCUCGGACUCGCUUUCCGACCUGGCUCCCUCCAGUGUCCAAGACGGGCUGGCCAGUCAUAUGAGGCCGAGUAUGUCGGGCCUCCACCUCAUGAAGCAAGGCCGAGACAGGAAGAAGGUCGACCUCCAGAGGGACUUCACGGUUGCGUCUCCAGCAGAGUUCGUCACGCGUUUCGGGGGGAACAAAGUUAUUGAGAAGGUUCUUAUUGCCAAUAAUGGAAUCGCAGCGGUGAAAUGCAUGAGGUCCAUCCGGCGCUGGUCCUACGAGAUGUUUCGGAACGAGCGAGCAAUCCGCUUUGUUGUCAUGGUAACUCCUGAAGACUUGAAAGCCAAUGCAGAGUAUAUCAAAAUGGCAGAUCAUUAUGUUCCAGUGCCAGGAGGCCCAAAUAACAACAACUAUGCAAAUGUGGAGCUGAUUCUGGAUAUUGCAAAGCGGAUCCCAGUGCAGGCAGUAUGGGCUGGUUGGGGCCAUGCCUCUGAGAAUCCCAAAUUACCAGAACUUCUCCACAAAAAUGGAAUUGCCUUUAUGGGUCCACCAAGCCAAGCAAUGUGGGCUUUAGGAGAUAAAAUUGCUUCGUCGAUAGUGGCUCAAACUGCAGGAAUCCCUACGCUUCCGUGGAGUGGCAGUGGUCUGCGGGUGGAUUGGCAAGAGGGCGACUUCCAGAAGCGCAUCCUCAAUGUCCCCCAGGAAUUGUACGAGAAGGGCUGUGUGACGGAUGUGGACCACGGACUGAGGGCAGCCGAAGACGUUGGCUACCCGGUCAUGAUCAAAGCCUCUGAAGGAGGAGGAGGAAAAGGAAUCAGGAAAGUGAACAGUGCCGAUGACUUCCCCAACCUCUUCCGACAAGUGCAAGCAGAAGUGCCAGGGUCCCCUAUCUUCGUAAUGCGCCUUGCCAAACAGUCUCGCCACCUGGAGGUUCAAAUCCUUGCAGACCAAUAUGGCAACGCGAUCUCCCUCUUCGGCCGAGACUGUUCAGUGCAGCGCCGACACCAGAAGAUCAUCGAGGAAGCUCCAGCAUCGAUCGCCACUUCUGUGGUGUUUGAACACAUGGAACAGUGUGCAGUGAAGCUUGCCAAGAUGGUGGGCUACGUAAGUGCUGGGACAGUGGAAUACCUUUACAGCCAAGAUGGCAACUUCCACUUCUUGGAGCUAAACCCUCGGCUACAGGUGGAGCACCCUUGCACUGAGAUGGUGGCUGACGUCAACUUGCCUGCAGCUCAGCUCCAGAUUGCCAUGGGGAUUCCUCUCCACAGGAUCAAGGAUAUCCGGAUGAUGUAUGGAGUCUCCCCCUGGGGAGACACCCCCAUUGAUUUUGAGAACUCCGCCCAUGUGCCUUGUCCUCGGGGUCACGUGAUCGCUGCCCGCAUAACCAGCGAGAAUCCCGACGAGGGAUUCAAGCCCAGCUCUGGGACAGUCCAGGAACUGAAUUUCCGCAGUAAUAAGAACGUCUGGGGCUACUUCAGCGUUGCGGCUGCUGGGGGACUUCAUGAAUUUGCUGACUCUCAGUUUGGCCACUGCUUCUCGUGGGGAGAAAACCGAGAGGAAGCCAUUUCGAAUAUGGUAGUGGCUCUGAAAGAGCUGUCUAUCCGUGGAGACUUCCGAACCACAGUAGAGUACCUGAUUAAGCUACUAGAGACUGAGAGCUUUCAACAUAACAGCAUCGACACUGGCUGGUUGGACCGACUUAUUGCGGAGAAAGUGCAGGCAGAGAGACCAGAUACUAUGCUAGGAGUAGUGUGCGGGGCUCUUCAUGUGGCCGACGUGAGUUUUCGGAAUAGCGUCUCCAACUUCCUGCAUUCCCUGGAAAGGGGCCAAGUCCUGCCUGCUCAUACACUGCUGAACACGGUGGAUGUAGAACUGAUCUACGAAGGGAAGAAGUACGUUCUAAAGGUGACCCGGCAGUCUCCCAACUCCUACGUGGUCAUUAUGAAUGGCUCCUGCGUGGAGGUCGACGUUCACCGGCUGAGUGAUGGAGGGCUUCUUCUAUCAUAUGACGGUAGCAGCUACACCACCUACUUGAAGGAGGAAGUGGACAGGUACCGCAUCACCAUUGGCAACAAGACCUGUGUGUUUGAGAAGGAAAACGAUCCAUCCAUUUUGCGUUCGCCUUCAGCGGGGAAGCUCAUCCAAUACGUUGUGGAAGACGGGGGACAUGUGUUUUCAGGCCAGUGCUUUGCUGAGAUUGAGGUGAUGAAGAUGGUGAUGACUCUCACAGCUGUGGAAUCAGGCUGCAUCCAUUAUGUGAAGCGUCCUGGUGCGGCACUAGACCCUGGCUGUGAGGCGGCCAGGCUGAGGUUCCUGAGGGACCCAGCUGAACUCCACACCGGCAUGUUGCCGCAGAUCCAAAGCACGGCUCUCCGGGGCGAGAAACUCCACCGCGUCUUCCAUUAUGUUCUCGACAACCUGGUGAAUGUGAUGAAUGGAUAUUGCCUGCCGGAACCUUUCUUCAACAACAAGGUGAAGGACUGGGUGGAAAGGUUGAUGAAGACCCUGCGAGAUCCCUCCUUGCCUCUCCUAGAGCUUCAGGACAUCAUGACCAGCAUCUCCGGGCGGAUCCCGCCCAACGUGGAGAAGUCCAUCAAGAAGGAGAUGGCCCAGUAUGCCAGCAACAUCACUUCUGUCCUCUGCCAGUUUCCCAGCCAGCAGAUUGCUAACAUCCUGGACAGCCAUGCGGCUACCCUGAACCGGAAAUCAGAACGCGAGGUCUUCUUCAUGAACACCCAGAGUAUUGUGCAGCUGGUGCAGAGGUACCGGAGUGGCAUUCGAGGGCACAUGAAAGCUGUGGUCAUGGAUUUGCUCAGGCAAUAUCUCAAGGUGGAAACUCAGUUCCAACAAGGUCACUAUGAUAAGUGUGUCUUCGCCCUUCGGGAAGAGAACAAGAGCGACAUGAAUGCUGUCCUCAACUACAUCUUCUCUCACGCUCAAGUCACCAAGAAGAACCUUCUCGUGACCAUGCUCAUUGAUCAGCUGUGUGGGAGAGAUCCAACCCUGACGGAUGAGCUGAUCAAUAUUCUGACAGAGCUAACCCAGCUCAGUAAGACCACCAACGCCAAGGUGGCACUGCGAGCCCGCCAGGUCCUCAUCGCAUCCCACUUGCCUUCUUAUGAGCUUCGGCACAACCAGGUGGAGUCCAUUUUCCUUUCGGCCAUUGAUAUGUACGGACACCAGUUCUGCAUCGAGAACUUGCAGAAACUUAUUCUUUCAGAGACAUCUAUCUUUGACGUGCUUCCGAACUUCUUUUAUCACAGUAACCAGGUGGUCAGAAUGGCAGCUCUGGAGGUGUAUGUUCGAAGGGCGUACAUUGCCUAUGAGCUGAACAGUGUCCAGCACCGCCAGCUGAAAGACAGCACCUGCGUAGUAGAGUUCCAGUUCAUGUUACCUACAUCUCACCCAAACAGAGGGAACAUACCCACGCUCAACAGAAUGUCCUUCUCUUCCAACCUCAACCAUUAUGGGAUGGUCCAUGUAGCCAGUGUGAGUGAUGUUCUCUUGGACAACUCGUUCACCCCGCCAUGCCAACGGAUGGGUGGGAUGGUCUCCUUCCGGACGUUUGAAGACUUCGUCAGGCUGUUUGAUGAAGUGAUGGGGUGCUUCUGUGACUCUCCUCCACAAAGCCCCACCUUCCCUGAGGCAGGCCACCCGUCCUUGUAUGAUGAAGAUAAGAGUGCUAGAGAGGAGCCCAUUCACAUCCUGAACGUUGCCAUUAAGACCGAUUGUGACAUCGAUGAUGAAGGCCUGGCGGCCAUGUUCAGAGCGUUUACACAGAGCAAGAAAUCUGUUCUGAUUGACCAUGGCAUUCGACGGCUGACUUUCCUUGUGGCACAAAAGGAUUUCAGGAAACAGGUCUACUAUGAGGUGGAUCAAAGAUUUCAUAGGGAAUUCCCCAAAUUUUUCACAUUCCGUGCAAGAGAUAAGUUUGAGGAAGACAGGAUCUACCGCCACUUGGAACCCGCCUUGGCUUUCCAGCUGGAGCUCAAUCGAAUGCGCAACUUCGACCUCACCGCCAUUCCAUGUGCCAAUCACAAAAUGCAUCUCUACCUGGGUGCAGCAAAAGUUGAGGCAGGAGCCGAGGUUACGGACUACAGGUUCUUUGUUCGGGCAAUCAUCAGGCACUCGGACUUGGUCACGAAGGAGGCAUCCUUUGAGUACCUACAGAACGAGGGGGAGCGCUUGCUUUUAGAAGCCAUGGAUGAGCUGGAGGUGGCAUUUAACAACACAAACGUGCGCACGGACUGCAACCACAUAUUCCUCAACUUUGUCCCCACCGUUAUUAUGGACCCAUCUAAGAUCGAGGAGUCUGUGCGGAGUAUGGUGAUGCGCUAUGGCAGCCGCUUGUGGAAACUUCGAGUCCUUCAGGCAGAGCUGAAGAUCAACAUCCGGCUGACGCCAACGGGCAAGGCAAUUCCCAUCCGGCUCUUCCUGACCAAUGAAUCUGGCUAUUACUUGGACAUAAGCCUGUACAAGGAAGUGACAGACUCCAGAACGGCCCAGAUUAUGUUCCAAGCUUAUGGUGAUAAGCAAGGGCCACUGCAUGGAAUGUUGAUCAACACUCCGUAUGUGACAAAGGACUUACUGCAGUCCAAGAGAUUCCAGGCUCAGUCGCUGGGAACAACGUAUGUCUAUGAUAUCCCCGAAAUGUUUCGACAGUCUUUGAUUAAACUCUGGGCUUCCAUGGAUGAGCUUGCAGUCCUGCCAGCCCCUCCUCUGCCCUCUGAUCUGUUGACGUAUACAGAACUGGUGCUGGAUGACCAGGGCCAACUGGUACAUAUGAACAGGCUGCCAGGAGGAAAUGAGAUCGGCAUGGUAGCUUGGAGAAUGACCCUCAAGACUCCAGAGUAUCCGGAAGGGCGGGAUAUCAUCGUCAUUAGCAAUGAUAUCACCUAUCGGAUCGGAUCCUUUGGACCCCAAGAAGAUCUACUCUAUCUUAGGGCCUCGGAGCUUGCUCGGAUACAGGGCAUCCCCCGAAUCUACGUGGCUGCCAACAGUGGUGCUAGGAUUGGUUUGGCUGAGGAGAUCCGCCACAUGUUCCACGUUUCGUGGGAAGACCCUGCCGACCCUUAUAAAGGGUUCAAGUAUUUGUACCUGACUCCUCAGGAUUAUAAGAAAGUCAGUGCCUUGAACUCGGUACACUGUGAGCAUGUGGAAGAUGAAGGAGAAUCCAGAUACAAAAUUACAGAUAUUAUCGGGAAGGAAGAAGGUCUUGGAACAGAGAACCUGCGGGGAUCUGGCAUGAUUGCAGGAGAAUCGUCGCUAGCGUAUGAAGAAAUUAUCACUAUCAACCUGGUGACAUGUCGGGCAAUCGGCAUCGGGGCUUACCUUGUCCGGCUGGGACAGAGGACAAUCCAAGUGGAGAAUUCGCAUAUCAUCUUGACUGGAGCUGGAGCCCUUAAUAAAGUACUUGGAAGAGAGGUGUACACCUCCAACAACCAACUAGGUGGGAUUCAGAUCAUGCACAACAAUGGGGUGACUCAUACCACAGUCUGCGAUGACUUUGAAGGUGUCUACACAAUUCUCCAGUGGCUGUCGUAUAUGCCAAAGAGUGUAUUUAGCCCGGUCCCAAUGCUUACUGUAAAGGACCCGAUAGACAGAACGAUUGAGUUUGUCCCCACCAAGACGCCCUACGAUCCCCGUUGGAUGCUCGCCGGACGCCCUCACCCAACUCAAAAGGGCCAGUGGCAAAGUGGUUUCUUUGACUACGGCUCUUUUCUGGAAAUCAUGCAACCCUGGGCUCAGACAGUUGUGGUUGGCAGAGCCAGGCUUGGUGGAAUACCUGUUGGAGUCGUGGCUGUCGAAACCAGAACAGUGGAACUGAGCAUUCCUGCGGAUCCUGCAAAUCUUGAUUCAGAAGCGAAGAUCAUUCAGCAGGCUGGCCAGGUGUGGUUCCCCGAUUCGGCCUUCAAGACAGCACAAGCCAUCAAAGACUUUAACCGCGAAGGGCUCCCCCUAAUGGUCUUUGCGAACUGGAGGGGCUUCUCCGGAGGCAUGAAAGACAUGUAUGAUCAGGUGCUGAAAUUCGGGGCCUACAUCGUGGAUGGCUUACGGGAAUACAGGCAGCCUGUCCUGGUGUACAUCCCUCCCCAAGCAGAACUGAGAGGAGGCUCCUGGGUGGUGAUCGAUCCCACCAUUAACCCUCGACACAUGGAGAUGUACGCUGACCGAGAGAGCAGAGGCGGGGUCCUGGAACCUGAGGGGACCGUGGAAAUCAAAUUCCGCAAGAAAGACUUGGUGAAGACAAUGAGACGAGUGGACCCCAUCUACACACGCCUGGCAGAGCGACUCGGCACCCCGGAGCUAAGCCCAGCUGAGCGGAAGGAACUCGAGACUAAGCUGAAGGAACGGGAAGAAUUCCUAAUUCCCAUUUACCAUCAGGUAGCCGUGCAGUUUGCUGACUUGCACGACACGCCCGGCCGGAUGCAGGAGAAGGGUGUCAUUACGGAUAUCCUAGAUUGGAAAACCUCCCGCACGUUUUUCUAUUGGAGGCUCCGGCGCCUUCUCCUGGAAGACUUGGUCAAAAAGAAGAUCCACGAUGCGAACCCUGAGCUAACUGACGGCCAGAUCCAGGCCAUGCUGAGGCGCUGGUUUGUGGAAGUGGAAGGCACCGUGAAGGCGUACUUGUGGGACAACAACAAGGACUUGGUGGAGUGGCUGGAGAAGCAGCUGACGGAGGAGGAGGGCAGCCGCUCGGUGGUGGACGAGAACAUCAAGUACAUCUCCCGCGACUACAUCCUCAAGCAGAUACGGAGUUUGAUCCAAGCCAAUCCGGAGGUUGCCAUGGAUUCCAUCGUCCACAUGACUCAGCAUAUAUCGGCGACUCAGCGGGCCGAGAUUGUGCGCAUUCUCUCGACCAUGGACUCCCCCGCCUCGACGUAGAAGCGGCUGCAGCGCCUGCGCGGAGGAACGAGCUCUGCUGCCCCCCUUCUUGCCUUCCUGACUUUUACAUCCCUUUGCGAGGGGAAAUGCUGGAAAAGGACUUUUUAAAUUUUCUCCAUUUAAAAAAAAGCCCCACGGAAACACAGAUCACAGACUCGAACUGGAGAGAGCGUCUCCUCUCCGGUUUCAAAAGCCUUCGGGAAUGCAGGCUCCCAACCAGUUAACUUAUGGAUGUCAUUCUGGUACCUAUUUAUUUAACAGAGUGUGAAUGGACCAGUGUGUCAGCUAACCGUUGUUUGUACAGCACUUUCAAGAGACGAUGACGGGUCCGUGGUACCCCGAGGUCUUACAGGCCCCUCCUGCCUCCUUUCUUGGUUUAAGGCCCCACCCCACCUACGUUUGUCUGGUGUGGUUGUCACUUCAUUAACCAUUCCUGCCCUCCCAACGCUCUCUGUCCAGUGUUUGCCAACAGUACCGGUCUGUGGGCCAGAAUGUAGUUGCCAACCUCCAGCUAUCCUGGAAUUACAGCUUUUCUCCAGUUCCCCUGGAGAGAAUGGCGGCUUUGGAGGGUGGCUUCUAUGGCAUUACACCCGUCUGAGGUCCCUCCCCAACCCUGCUGUCCCCUAGGCUCCGCUCCUGAAUCCCCAGGAAUUCUCCAGCCCAGAGUUGGCAUCCUUAGGCAGAAGCCUUGUAGCGCACCCUGUGCUUUGCCCGCCAGCUUGAGAUCCCUCCCUCUGCCUGCCCUCCCUUUUAUGUGCAGAAUUUAAAUCUGUCGUCGCUGUCUCCUUGGCUGGGCCAAAGACCUAAACUCCUUUGCCCUUGUCUGUUAGGUUUUUGUCUCCUGUGAGGAACAAAGAUCCUUUGCCUUAGAAGCGGCCAGCGAUCCUCUGUCACGUCCCACCUUCACAGCUAUGCCUGUGCACAGCGAAGGCCGUCUAAGAUGUGGCAUUCCCUUCAUUCCGCUUUGGAUGCGUACCCAGGAAAGUUCCAGCCUAAAGCUCCCUCGCUCUAGAACAAAUCAAGCAAGAGCCUGUUGUGGAAAUCCCUGCCCGUAGAUCUCUUAGGAGGGGAGGUUUUCUUUGUCGAUUCUUUGUCAUAUAAACUGCUUGGGAAGGGGGAGGGGAAAGGGUGUGUGUCUCUUCCAUAAAGAAACCGUUUCCAGAGUGCUGUAUGGGUAUCUCUUAAUGCAAUGGUUGUUCCAUACAGUCGGUAAGAAAGGCAUUGGGGUGGGAAAACGCAAAGGAGCAGGAGCUGGACUCCCGGGAGAUCGGAGAGAUGGGGGGGGGGUUUCCCCCACCUGAAGCUCUGCUCCUCUUUCCUCUUCCCCCACCCAAUUUAGAGUUAGGACUGAGUGGGGCUCCUGGUGACUGUCCACUCAGUCACAUACCCAGAUUAUCUGCCCUGUAAAUGCAUGAUAAAGCCAUAGGCACAAGUCUUGCUGUCUAGAAAAUAAUUGUUUUUGCAACAAAGUUUCCCCAAGAAAGGGGGCUGGCUCUUGGGUCCAGCUUGAAAGACGUCCACAACCAAAGCCUGCCCCUUCUUAGGCUGUUGGUCCCCCCCCCCCAGGUUUGUUUUUCCACUUAAUUCACAUCAGAUAUGGGGGGAGGAGUGUUUGAGGAAAUCCGUUCUGCUGCGUCUAGGUCCAAGAUGGCCUCUAGUGCGCACAGGAAGUCUGUGUUCCUUUUUAACAUUAACAGGUGGCCCUUUAGACCAGGGGUCUCCACUCCUUUUGAGGCAGUGGGAACCUUUGGAGUCCUGACACCGGGUGCAGCUGCAGAAUGGCUGCCACAGGAAACACAGCCAGCCACAAAAUGGCCGCCGCCGCUUCCC
Molecule: messenger RNA, 8862 nt
Organism: Gekko japonicus
Lineage: Eukaryota; Metazoa; Chordata; Lepidosauria; Squamata; Gekkonidae
Gene: ACACA
Product: acetyl-CoA carboxylase alpha
Exons: 55
Coding region: 1-7032 (2343 amino acids)
Biological process (GO): fatty acid biosynthetic process
Molecular function (GO): metal ion binding; acetyl-CoA carboxylase activity; ATP binding
Source: RefSeq, a predicted model, not a curated record